CCUUGUGUGAGCUGUGUCACUGCAUAGCACAGUAGGGCCGUAGAGUUGAGCUGACUUCACUGCUACCAAUCCCGAGCCAAUCAGUUCAUUUCGUUCUCCUUUUUCUUUCCUUCCAAGAGCAGUAAGCGCUCUUAAUUGACCCCUUUGCCAUCUCUACAGCCCCUCUCAGAUAAGUCAGGUUUUGUUCCUUAUUAGUGUGUGUGUUUGGGAGAGAGCUCGUUCUCUUUCCACCACCACAUAGAUCUUUGGCUUGAACUUGGUGGCGAGAGCCUUUACCCGUUUAGCCACUUAUCCGCCCCUCUCCCCCUAAGGUUAUUUUUAGACACAGUCUCAUGCAUACAAGCCCGUGUGGUGUGUGUGUGUGUGUGUGUGUGUGUGUGUUUGUGAGAAAGUUGGUUCUCUUUCCACCACAUGGGUCAUUGGGUUAAACUUGGUGGCAAGUGUCUUCUUUACCUGUUAAGCCAGCCACCUAGCCGCCCCUCCCCAGCUCCCCCUUUAAUAUGAUUUUAUUUUUAGAUACAGUCUCAUGCAGACAAGUCUGACCUGGAACUCGGUGUGUAGCUGAGAAUGACCCUGGACUCCUAUUUGCAGAUGUGCAUCACCACAUCUGGCCAGUUGGUUUUUUUCCCCCUGUGUUUGUUUUCUUAUCCAUGACUUAUGUUUGGAAUGAGUGUAUAAGAGAUCAAACAUUUACUCAGUGUUUUCUGUACACCGAAUAUGGAGUCAUGUGGUAGACAUUUAUUAACUUGGGGAGCCUCUUGCUCCUUCCUUCCUUGCAUUGGUGGGGUUGGACCCCAGGACCCCAGACAUGUCAGGCAAGUGGAGACCUCUGCACUCUAGCCCAGCCUGCCCUUUCCUUUUUGCUUCUAUUUUAACUGCACCUUGGGUUUUUGCCUGAGUGUCCGCAUGUGUGCCUCCACCUCCGGACCCCCCCAACCCUGUUUGGCUUUUGUUUUAUAAUCUUAUUUUCUCGAUGGGUCUGGGAUACAACCCAGGUCUUUUAGAAGGGCUCUUAACUGCCGAGCCACCUCUCGGGCCCUGACUUUUUUUUUUUUUAGAUUUUUUUUUUUUUUUUGAGUCAGAGUUUCUCUGUGUAACCCUGGCUGUCCUGGAACUCACUCUGUAGACCAGGCUAGCCUCAAACUCACAGAGCUCUGCCUGCCUCUGCCUCCCAAGUGCUGGGAUUAAAGGCAUGUGUCACCACUGACUGGUAUGAGUUUCUUUUUCAUUUGUUAUGUGAGUAUUUAGUCUCAUGUAUGUCUGUCUUCGUUAGGGUUUUUACUGCUGUGACAAAACACCAUGCCCAAAAGCAAGUCAGGGAGACUGGGAAUUAUUUUACUCACAAAUUCAUUGCCAUUCAUCAUCCAAGGUAGUGAGGUCAGGAACUCAAGCAGGGUAGGAACCUGGAGGCAGGAGCUGAUGCAGAGUCCAGGGAGGGGCGAUGCUUACUGGCUUGCUCCCUAUGGCUUGCUCAGCCUGCUUUCUUUCUUUCUUUCUUUCUUUUUUUUUUUUUUUUGGUUCUUUUUUUCGGAGCUGGGGACCGAACCCAGGGCCUUGCGCUUCCUAGGCAAGCGCUCUACCACUGAGCUAAAUCCCCAACCCCUCAGCCUGGUUUCUUAUAGACUCCCUAGAACCAGCAGCCCUGGAGUGGCACUGCCCACGGUGGGCACUAAUGGAGAAAAUGGCUUACGAUUGUGUCUUACACAUUUUUCCCAGCUAGGGUUCCUUCCUCUCGGAUGACACUAGCUUGUGUCAAGUUGACAUAAACUGAACCAGCACAAUGUCUGCACACCACGUCUCUAUCACUGGUGCCAUCAGAGGCGAGAAGAGGGCCUAGCAUUCCCUGGAAACCAGUUACAGCUGGUUGUGGGCCGUCCGAUGUGGGUCCUCUGCAAGAACAAGUACUACUUGCUAACCAGCUCUCCGGCCCCUCCUGGUCUCCAGUUAUGCUAGGCUGACUAGGCAGCAGGCCCCAGGGAUGGAGGUCCCGUCUCUGCCUCUUCCAGCGCUGGGAGUCCGUGUGUGCUCAUACCCAGCUGUCCUCUGGGCUGAACUCAGGACUCCGAUUAGUAUGUGAAGCUCGUUGCUGACUGAGACCUCUCCCAACCCCACCACCAUCUUGAUUUUUGGAAAUGGUCUCUUUAUGUGGCCCAAAAUGUCCUUGAACUCAACAGUAAUCCUCUGGCCUCAAUCCCCCUAAUGUUCAGAUUACAGGCGUACGUACACCGUCUGUCUCAUGCUGUGACUACUCUUCCUCUUCCUCCUCUUCCUCCUCUUCCUCCUUUUUCCUUUUUUUUUUUUUUUUUUUUUUUUUUUUAGAUUUUUCUUUUUUUUUGAGACAGGUUUCUCUGUGUAGCCCUGGCUGUCCUGGAACUCACUCUGUAGACCAGGCUGCGCUUGGUCUCAGAGAUCUGCCUGCCUCUGCCUCCUGAGUGCUGGGAUUAAAGGCGCAUGUGCCAUCACCACCCAGCUUCUCUUUCCUUUUUUCCUUUUCUUUUCUCUUUUCCCCUUCUUCCUUCCUUCCUUCCUUCCUUCCUUCCUUCCUUCCUUUCUUCCUUCCUUCCUUCCUUCCUUUUCCUGAGACAGGGUCUUUUUACAUAGCCUUGGUUUUUCCCUGUUAAGCUACCUAGCUGCCCCUCUCCGGUUUGAGGCUGCAAAGGUUGUAGCCUCAAACUCUGCCUUCUUCUGUCUCCUAAAUGCUAGAAUUGAAGUCCGCGUCACUGUGCCCAGAAAUUUUUUUUUUAAGGCGGAGUCUUGUUCUGUAGACCAGGCCGCCCCUGUGCAUGCAAGUAAUUCUGCCUCUGCCUCCCAAGUGUUGUAUAAGGGCCACCAGCAGCCAGCCACCACUUCCCACUCACCUCUUCUCUCAGGGUAAGCUAUCAAUCCAGACUCUCAAGAUGGCCUAUGUCCCAGCACCCGGCUACCAGCCCACCUACAAUCCCAUGAGAUGCCCACAGGAGCCCACACCUCCUCUUACUCAAAUCUCAUUUGUUGUUGGGUUUUUAUUUGUUUUGGGACAGGAUCUCAGGCAGCCUGGCCUGACCUUGAAUUCACUGUAAUGAGGAGGCUCAUCCGGAAACAUCCUGGUUGGUUAGGGGAGCUUGGACCCAGGCACUCAGCAGCAUGCUCUGUAGUGCUGGAUAUGAAACCCAGGGUUUCCUGCAGGCCACAAAAAACAUUACCAACUAAGCUAGCAUCAAACUGGCAGCAAUUCCCCUGUCUCAGCCAUCCAUGUGCUGGAUUAUGAGUCGGGUCCCCAGUGUGACCGACCACUGCCUGCAUUCAUUUCAAAGAUUCGUGAUGUGGUUACUACCAUUUCUUCCACACUACCAAUGGGCAGAGAGAGAGAAAGGAGAUGAGGACUCUGCAUAGCCAGGAAGUGGCAAUGGCAGGACUGGAACUCAGAACCCGUGGCCCCAGCUGUGUGUGCUCUAAGCCCCUGUUAUACAGUGUGUGGGGUCAGGAGGCACCUGCCAUUUAUCCUGCCUCUAUUGCCCACCUGUUCAGACAUUCCUGGGGCCGAGCCCCUGCCCUGCCCACUUGAUUCACCCUUCCUCUGCCAACAGUCCUCGGGGCAGGGUUUUAUGGUUCUGAUAAAGUCUUGCAAGGGCAAAGUCCAGAAAUACUUCCUCCUUUUCUGGGCCCUAGGAGAGCCAGCAUCCCUGCUGCCGAGAUGGGAGGCAAGGGCGUGCCCUAGAGGUCCUCACCAGAGAGACCUCAUGAACUCUCUCCCCUGUCAGCCACUCCCUCUAGUAUAAGGGCCACCAGCAGCCAGCCACCACUUCCCACACAUCUCUUCUCUCAGGAUAAGCUAUCAGUCCAGACUCUCAAGAUGGCCUAUGUCCCAGCACCCGGCUACCAGCCCACCUACAAUCCGACGCUGCCCUACAAGAGGCCCAUCCCAGGUGGCCUCAGUGUCGGAAUGUCCAUUUACAUCCAAGGAAUAGCCAAAGACAACAUGAGACGGUUCCACGUGAACUUUGCUGUGGGGCAGGAUGAGGGGGCAGAUAUUGCUUUCCACUUCAACCCCCGGUUUGAUGGCUGGGACAAGGUGGUCUUCAAUACGAUGCAAAGCGGACAGUGGGGCAAGGAAGAGAAGAAGAAGAGCAUGCCUUUCCAAAAGGGUCACCACUUCGAGCUGGUGUUCAUGGUCAUGUCUGAGCACUACAAGGUCGUGGUAAACGGAACUCCCUUCUACGAAUAUGGGCACCGGUUGCCCCUACAGAUGGUCACCCACUUGCAAGUGGAUGGGGACCUGGAACUUCAGUCAAUCAACUUCCUUGGGGGCCAACCUGCUGCAUCCCAGUAUCCGGGAACCAUGACUAUUCCAGCUUAUCCUAGUGCUGGGUACAACCCUCCACAGAUGAACAGCCUGCCUGUCAUGGCGGGACCCCCGAUCUUCAAUCCGCCUGUGCCAUAUGUGGGGACCCUGCAGGGGGGCCUUACAGCCCGAAGAACCAUCAUAAUCAAGGGAUAUGUACUUCCUACAGCCAAGAACCUUAUCAUCAACUUCAAGGUGGGGUCGACCGGAGACAUAGCUUUUCACAUGAACCCCCGCAUAGGUGAUUGUGUGGUUCGCAACAGCUAUAUGAAUGGCUCUUGGGGCUCCGAAGAGAGGAAGAUACCCUACAACCCGUUUGGCGCUGGGCAGUUCUUUGAUGUGAGUCUGGGGGUCCUCUUCUCGGUUCCCACAAAUCCCAGUCUGGCUGGACCUCAUCUUUCCUUUCCCCUACAGCUGUCAAUCCGCUGCGGCACGGAUCGAUUCAAGGUGUUUGCCAACGGCCAGCACCUUUUCGACUUCUCACAUCGGUUCCAAGCAUUCCAAAGGGUAGACAUGCUGGAGAUCAAAGGCGACAUCACCUUGUCCUAUGUCCAGAUCUGAGCUCCUCCUGGGGAAGGAAGCAGAGAGAUACCCAAGUUCCAUCUAAUCCCCUAAUAAAAUGUUGAAGAGGG
Rattus norvegicus (Norway rat) is the source of this 4953-nucleotide messenger RNA. NCBI's taxonomy places the organism in Eukaryota, Metazoa, Chordata, Mammalia, Rodentia, Muridae. The record is from RefSeq and is a predicted model, not a curated record.